GACAGCGUACAAUAGUUUUGUAGAAUUUAGGUAAUGUAAUAUUAAUAGAGCGUUCAACUUCAGUGUGUAUUGAGCUCGGAAAGCGAAACAACAAUGGACCUCCGUGAGUCGAUCAGCAACCAAACCGACGUUGCUCUGAGCAUCACAAAGCCCUUAUUGUCGAAAGAAGGUCGUGAGAAGAACGUGGUGUUUUCGCCGCUGUCGUUGCACGUUGUUCUUAGCAUCAUCGCCGCUGGUUCCAAGGGCCACACACUCGAUCAGCUUCUCUCCUUCCUCCGAUCCAAAUCCAACGAUCAUCUCAACUCCUUCGCCUCUCAGCUCGUCGCCGUCGUCCUCUCCGACGCCGCUCCCGCCGGCGGGCCCCGUCUCUCCUUCGCCAACGGCGUGUGGGUUGAGCAAUCCCUCUCUCCUCUCCCUUCCUUCAAACAACUUGUCACUACCGAUUACAAGGCCACUUUGGCUUCGGUUGAUUUCCAGACCAAGGCUGUUGAAGUGGCCAAUGAAGUAAAUUCAUGGGCUGAAAAAGAGACAAAUGGCCUUGUUAAAGAGCUUCUUCCUCCUGGAUCAGUCGACAAUUCAACCAGGCUCAUCUUUGCAAAUGCACUGUACUUCAAAGGAGCGUGGAAUGAGAAGUUUGAUCCUUCAACUACGGAAGACAAUGAUUUUCACCUUCUUGACGAUAGUACAGUCAAGGUUCCCUUCAUGACGAGCAACAAGAAGCAGUUUAUUAGGGCUUUUGAUGGUUUCAAAGUCCUUGGUCUUCCCUACAAGCAAGGCGAAGAUAAGCGUCAGUUCACCAUGUACAUUUUCCUCCCAGAUGCAAAAGAUGGGCUAUCGGCUUUGGCCGAGAAAUUUGCUUCUGAAUCUGGGUUCUUGGAGCGCAAGCUUCCUAAUCAAAAAGUGGAAGUAGACGAAUUCAGGAUCCCAAGAUUCAAAAUUUCUUUUGGGUUUGAGGCCUCUAAUGUGCUGAAGGAGCUGGGAGUGGUUUUGCCUUUCACUGUUGGAGGUUUGACCGAAAUGGUGGAUUCUUCUGUGGGUCAAAACCUAUGUGUUUCUGAUAUAUUUCAUAAGUCCUUUAUUGAAGUAAAUGAAGAAGGCACUGAAGCUGCAGCGGCCACAGCUGCAACUAUACUAUUGAGGAGUGUGCAAUUUCCAACUAAAAUAGACUUCGUAGCAGACCACCCUUUCUUGUUCCUGAUCAGAGAAGAUUUAACUGGAACGGUGCUCUUCAUCGGGCAGGUGCUGAAUCCUCAUGCUGAAUGAUAUUAGUGGCUAUACAGUGAACAACAUUGGUAGAAAAAGUUGCGCCCUUAUUUUCUUGUCUUGAUUUACUUGUGACGGAUGAUCCUAGAUUUGUGACGGUUUGAGUUAGGAAAAAAAAAGGUACAUAUGGAUCACUGUUUUAUAUUUGUUAUUGCGAGUAGUUAUUAGUUACCUAUAUGUGUAAGGGCCUGUGUAACUAAGUGAAUAGCCAAAUGUUCCUGCUUUGUUGGGACAGUAAAAUUGUAAUGAAGUUAUUGGUGUGAUUGGGAUAAUAAAGAGUUUAUUCAAAAUA
Molecule: messenger RNA, 1555 nt
Organism: Cajanus cajan (pigeon pea)
Lineage: Eukaryota; Viridiplantae; Streptophyta; Magnoliopsida; Fabales; Fabaceae
Gene: SERPIN1
Product: Serine protease inhibitor (SERPIN) family protein
Molecular function (GO): serine-type endopeptidase inhibitor activity
Source: RefSeq, a predicted model, not a curated record